AUGGCAAGAUUAGUACUUGGAAAUACUGAAAAGAUCAUAUUUUCCUCAACAAGUUGCUCAUCCACUACAUUAUCAACAGCGUCUUUUCACUUGGAGCAGCCACUAAUUCAUCCUUAUACAUCCAUACGUACACAGUUGAUCUCACCUUCUUUGUAUUUAUACCCUUUACAAGACUUGACACCUCAAUCCACCUAUGAAGUUCGUUUAUCUUAUCCUGCAACGGUGCCUACUGAUUUUCAAUUGAGUUUGAUAUGUAAUGAUACUGAUAUACAAGGAGUAUUGAUUCAAGGUCAUUAUGCCGGUGUGUCUCGAGAACCUGGGAUGGAAAACGUACCAGUACCCGUAGAUAUAGUACUUGAAAAACUAGCAUUUGGAAUAGUUUAUCAUGGUAUCUACAAAAUCAUAUUAAUGAUUGGUCUUGUUUUGACUCUUGGUUACUUUAUCAUUCUUCCUAGGAUCAAACUCUUCUUAUUACAACCUGUCAAAUUCGAUUAG
Molecule: messenger RNA, 495 nt
Organism: Halteromyces radiatus
Lineage: Eukaryota; Fungi; Mucoromycota; Mucoromycetes; Mucorales; Cunninghamellaceae
Exons: 3
Coding region: 1-495 (164 amino acids)
Source: RefSeq, a predicted model, not a curated record